Juglans microcarpa x Juglans regia is the source of this 1252-nucleotide messenger RNA. RefSeq names its product cationic peroxidase 1-like. The record is from RefSeq and is a predicted model, not a curated record. Lineage: Eukaryota; Viridiplantae; Streptophyta; Magnoliopsida; Fagales; Juglandaceae. Bases 71 to 1048 code for a protein of 325 amino acids. The transcript has 4 exons. Gene Ontology annotation, molecular function: heme binding; peroxidase activity. Gene Ontology annotation, biological process: hydrogen peroxide catabolic process; response to oxidative stress.
AACGAAAAGCCUAGCUGCUUCUUCUACUCUCAUCUUGAUCUUCUUAUUUCAGACGAAAUCACUAGAACUCAUGGCUUUCUAUCAUUCUACGGCCACCUCCAAUAUUAUUCCCACUGCCACUAAAUUCUGCCUUUUAUUUUCACUUCUUAUGGGAAUGGUUUCGGCACAACUAUCCUCUGAUAAUUUCUAUGCAACAUCGUGCCCUAAAGCCCUUUCCACCAUUAAAUCGGGUGUAGACUCUGCGGUGCAAAGUGAGAAACGCAUGGGAGCAUCCUUGCUCCGUCUUCACUUUCAUGACUGCUUUGUUAAUGGGUGUGAUUCAUCUGUUCUGUUGGACGGAUCUGGAGGAGAGAAAGUAGCUGCUCCCAAUGCUAACUCACUAAGGGGAUUUGAAGUAAUAGACAGCAUCAAAUCUGAAGUGGAGAAACUGUGCCCUGGUGUUGUGUCUUGUGCUGACAUCUUAGCUGUUGCUGCAAGAGACUCGGUCGUUGCUCUGAGUGGACCUAGUUGGAGUUGGAAAGUUGAAUUGGGCAGAAGAGACUCGGCCACCCCGGGUACUGCAAAUGUCGGUGACAUCCCUGCUCCAACAUUGAAUCUUAGUGCCCUUAUCACUUCCUUCUCAAACAAAGGUUUCACUGCCAAAGAAAUGGUUGCUCUAUCAGGAUCUCACACAAUAGGUCAAGCUAGGUGCACAACCUUCCGUAACAGGAUUUACAAUGAAACCAACAUAGAUUCCUCGUUCGCAACAUCAUUGAAAUCCAACUGUCCAAGCGCAGGAGGAGACGACAAUCUUUCCCCUCUCGACACCACGAGUCCGACAUCUUUAGACAACGCUUACUUCAAGAAUUUAAAGGACCAAAAGGGUCUGUUGCACUCUGACCAACAGCUCUUUAGUGGGGGUUCUACGGAUGCUCAAGUUGAAGCUUAUAUCUCCGACCCGGCAAGUUUCCGAACAGACUUUGCCAAUGCCAUGGUGAAAAUGGGAAACCUCAGCCCACUUACAGGCACUAACGGCCAGAUCAGGACAAAUUGCCAUUCAGCAAAUUAAGUCGUGUGCUUCUGAGUAACAUUAAUUCUCGUGUGCUUUUGGAAAUUGAAUUUGUGGUUGGCCUAGAAUAAAACAAGAAUAAUUUAGUGCAUUUGUUCUAUGUUUUUCUGUGUCUUUUGGUUUUGUAGAGUCAGCUUGGGUCGAAGUUGAGAGAAAUUGAGAAAUGUUGUUGUAUUGAUAUGCAUGUGAGAUGGUUGAUUAUCA